Molecule: messenger RNA, 3982 nt
Organism: Schistosoma curassoni
Lineage: Eukaryota; Metazoa; Platyhelminthes; Trematoda; Strigeidida; Schistosomatidae
Source: the annotation of a GenBank genome assembly
GUUGGCGACGACCCUCUGAUAUUGGAGUGGUUUGUCGUUCAACCCGCUAUUUCGAGAAUUUACGAGGGCACUCCAGUAAUGUUCACAAGCCCAGAACAUAGUACUUGUCAGUUGACCGUCGACUUUCCCAUCGAAUCAUCAAGUGGAAUUAAUUACCUCAGCACGUGGUUGAGGCUCUUUGAAAAGAAUGAUGGAUCAACCGAGAGACCACCAUUGCCAGUAUUAACACAGGCCAUCAAGCCUCCUGUCCUUUCCAAACUGAAACUGAAACUUUUGCAUCUGUAAUCAUAUUAGGUACAAUAGUUUUUCUGGUUAUCGAUCUCUAUGAGCCAAAUGGUACAUUUGUGCUUUCUAACCCAACUUUGCGUGUCAGUUUUAGCCUCUGGGUGGUUUUUUCCAAUUUAUUUGAAAGUUUUCGAAUGAUGACAUGAUAGUGUGCAAAAGAAAUUGUUAACACUCGAGUUUUCUUAACUGGAGGAGUGGUGUGGGGUAUGAUGAGUACAAAGGACGAUACCCAGAACUUUUUACAAAUCCAGCACUUGAAAAUUUUAGGUGUAGUUGUCCUGAAUGCGUGUGAUUGUGCCAGCAGUGUUGCUCGGAUCCAAUAAGUGCGUUAUCUGUUUAAAGAAUGAAUUUUUCCAUGUUUUAAAACAUUAGAUUUCUGGUGCGUUUAUCAAAGCAGAAGCUAGAUCUAAAACCAUUUAACGCUUCUAGCGUUAUUUAAGUUUGCGAAGUACCUUUUCACACGCCUUUUACUUCAGUCUACACUAGUUUAAAUUUAUUUGUUGGUUCGUGUCUGUAUAUUCAUAUUCUCCGUUUUCCCAUGUAUUUCCCAGAGUUUGGUUUGCCAACGUUUUUGACGUUUCGUUUCUUUAACUAUCACUUUAAAGUUACAUUUCUGGUACAUUUUCAUAUUCACUGUAGUACCAUUAUAAUUUCCGAAAUUUUGUGAUUAUCUGUUUUAUCCAUAUGCUGUUUAUAAUCAUCGUCUAACGUUAUCGAUGAGGCCGAAAACUAUCUCUUUGUUCAAGAUGGUAUGCUGUGUGACAAGUACAGAUAGUCCCACAAAAUGUGUAGCAAUCUAUCACCGACUGCGCAUAAGCAUUCCUGCAGACCGCCUUCACUCCCGUUAUGUAGAGAAUGCUGCAUAAAGACUGAUCUCUCUGAUGAAGUCUUUGAAGUCCUAACUCUGACGAAUAAGUUGCCAUGUAGCGAUGCCCACUCACUGAGUCUGACAUUGAACAAAUAGGAAACUAAAAGUUUAAUUGCUGUUUACAGGUUAAGACAACUCGAGCGUUAACAAUUUCUUUUGCACACUAUCAUGUCAUCAUUCGAAAACUUUCAAAUAAAUUGGAAAAAACCACCCAGAGGCUAAAACUGACACGCAAAGUUGGGUUAGAAAGCACAAAUGUACCGUUUGGCUCAUAGAGAUCGAUAACCAGAAAAACUAUUGUACCCAAUAUGAUUACAGAUGCAAAAACGCGACUCCUAAUACUUUAACUAAAACAGAUUGAGUUAAAUUAAAAACACUAAUCUUGAUUCGUGAUGAAUGAUCGAAACUGGAAAAUUAACAUGGUGGGGAAGAAUAUCAUGAUAAUUGUUCAAUGCUAGGAAUUCCAUCAUGUUAAAUAACUGAAAAUUGCCUUUGGGAAGUAUUGUCACUUUGUAAUGAUUGUUCAUAAUUUGGAAAUGUCACAGUCACAGUAGCCCUUUGUUAUGCAGUUAUAGCGACCAGCAACUUAUAGUUCCUGACCGUCGAUUAAAUAGUGUGAAGUUUCAUAUGCAUAUGGUCCUGAGAUUAAUUAUAGCUAUUUGUCAUAUACUUCGUCCUUGCGGUAGAUAAGCACACCAGCUUUUAUAUGAAGCGCGAAAUUACCAUAGACCAGUCAUAAAAUAUCAGUGUCACAUGAAAUAGAAGUUAGCUAUAUCGUUCCCCUCUAAAGUCUAAGAUUGUAGGAUUUAUAAAUUUUUAAAAUGGUUUCUCAUUGGCUGUUCUACUCUACUUUUGUUGGACCAUAAAGCUGAAAAGUACUAGUGUUUUUGUUGACAUUAGCCCGACUGGCUCAUCAUAACAAACAAAACUUUAUAAAGGUAAUAGUACGGAUUUUAACCCAGAGAUCUUUCAUUGGUUUCUACACAAACCUCUAGUGCUCGUUAAACUUAAUGAAGCAAGCCUAUAAUUUACAUCACAAAGAGAACAUACAGGAAGUUAGCAAUCCAAGUAAAAUCACAAAAGUGAGAAAACUGCUCGAGUUUUCACGGAGCGAGCCGUAUAGAAUUUAAAAUCUGGAAGGUUCUUCGAUUAAGACCAUCAGUUACAUCUUAAAUUUGGAAUGUCCAUAUAAUUAUUAUUUUACAUUUAUUGUAGUGUUCCAUAAUUGAACGAAAUACAAAGUCAAAGAAUUUCAUUAUUAGAUCAGUCCUAACAUAGUUCAUUUUUCAAACAAGAACGAGAUUACUAAGCCUACCAGAUUCAGGAUAUAUAUGUAUCCAGUGUAUUUGUGUUCAUAUUCCGUCACUCAGAUUUAGGCUGUACAUAUGUAACUCCCCAUAAUGUCAGUCAUCAUAGUUGGAGGUGGUAUCAUGGGUGUUUCUACCGCUUAUUAUCUAUCAAAAAGGAAGGUCGACACACUAAUAAUUGAAAAAGAGCAACUUGGAUCUGCAGCAUCUGGGCGAGCUGGGGGAUUCCUUGCUAAGGACUGGUGUUCUCACAAUGAAAUGGAUGUUUUAGCUCAGAACGGUUUUGAUUUGCACAUGAAAUUAGCAGAUGAGUUCGGUAGUGCAUGUGACUAUAGACGUGUUAAUACGUAUUCUAUAUCAUUAUCUCCUGGGAAAUCUUCCGGUUCUUCAAAUUCACCAUCUUGGGUCAAUGCGAAAGUAAAACAUUGUUCACUGAUAGGCGACUCUACAACUACUGCACAGGUACAUCCCAAAAAACUCACAGAUGAAUUAUUUCGGCGUGCUCAAUAUUUAACAAAUCAAGGAACAAAAUUGAAAAUUACCCGUGUUAUAGGACUAGAGUUUUCAACAUCGAAUACAUCGGCUCCCAAAGUUAGUGGUGUUCGAGUAAUAGAAUCAUCUACUUUAAAUUCUGAAGUUAUCCCUGCCAGUUUAGUUAUACUUACUACAGGACCAUGGUCAAAGGAAGCUGUUAGUUGGUUACCAUCAGGAUGUUUAAAUCCUAAUAAAUUUCAUGGAAGGCGAGCUCAUAGUAUCAUAUUGAAACCAAAAAUAGAGAAGUCUCCAAUAGAUGCUAAGUGUUUGUUCAUGGAUUAUCAAAAUUCUGAGUUCUCUUGUUCACCUGAAGUUUAUCCAAGACCUGAUAAUACAGUCUAUGUAUGUGGUCUUGGUGAUGGAGCACCUGUACCGUCUUCAAAGGACCAAGUUGAAAUUGAAUCUUGGCGUUGUAAUCGUUUAAAAGAAAUAGUUACUAGUGUAGUCCCAUCAUUAAAAGAUGCUGAGAUGAUAACAGAAUCUGCUUGUUAUUUACCGCUAGUGAGUGAUGGCUAUCCUGUUAUUGGUCAAAUUCCUGGUUUAUCCAAUGUUUAUAUUGCCACGGGUAAUUCUUGUUGGGGAAUUCUUACUGGACCUAUAUCUGGACGCCUUUUAACAGCUGUCAUUUUAAAAAAUAAUCCUAAUUUAAUACAGAGCACAAAUUCAAACGUUACCGACCAAAUGGAGCUGGAUGAAAAAAAAGCUCAAGAUGAUUUAUUACAACAACCCGGUAUUGAGUUGUUUAAUCCAGCAAGACUGAUAAAAUAAAUAACUUGAUUUUUUAUAUUUUUAAAAAACAGAAUCUGUUUUUUUUCGUUUUAUUUUUUUUAUCUCAAGUGGAGUUUCACAUUAAUCUGACGGGUGUUUUCGUCUGAUUCAACCAGUACAACUCACUUGUCAUGACUAAAACUUCUCUUUUUGAACCAGAUUGUGACAAAAAAUACACAUAUCUAAGUAUUGUUGCCUAAUACACUACCAUUUAUUUAUU